Eimeria mitis is the source of this 390-nucleotide messenger RNA. RefSeq lists its product as uncharacterized. The transcript is spliced from 2 exons. The record is from RefSeq and is a predicted model, not a curated record. The coding region runs from base 1 to 390 and encodes 129 amino acids. Lineage: Eukaryota; Apicomplexa; Conoidasida; Eucoccidiorida; Eimeriidae.
AUGAUAGGGGGGGGACUGUCUCUCUUGGGUUCGGCUUUGUAUGAUACAUAUACAGUAGGUUUGACUGUAGACUUCUCUAUAGUUAGUGAAAUAGAUACAGACAACAGCAGCAGCAGCAGCAGCAGCAGCAGCAGCAGCAGCAGCAGCAGCAGUAAGGUGCAGGAAAGGCCGAUUGAAGGGUAUAUGGCCCAGAAAAAACAAAGACACGCAGCUUAUACUACCCUCACACAGCAACAGCAGCAGCAGCAGCAGCAGCAGCAGCAGCAACAGCAGCAGCAGGAGGAGGAGGAGGGGGAGCAGCAACGGCAACAGCAGCAGCAGCAGGAGAAGGAGCAGCAACAGCAACAGCAGCAGCAGCAGGGGUAUGCAGAGCCUUCAGAUAGAUACUAA